This is a messenger RNA of Dioszegia hungarica, 987 nucleotides long. RefSeq lists its product as uncharacterized. Lineage: Eukaryota; Fungi; Basidiomycota; Tremellomycetes; Tremellales; Bulleribasidiaceae. Bases 1 to 987 code for a protein of 328 amino acids. The record is from RefSeq and is a predicted model, not a curated record. The transcript has 2 exons.
AUGCUCGCCUUCGACCUGAUGACCUCUCCACCCAAUUCCAACGCCCCCUCCCCCUCUCUCGCCUCCCUUGCGCGUAUCCCCUCCCUCACUCCCACGCCCUCCUACAUCGCCCCCGUCCCUCGUCACCCGUCCCCUACUUCGCUCUCCACCCCUCCGCCUCGCUCGCCCGGGUGCCUCCCCACCGGCUGCCCGGCCGACCGAGAGAGGAUGGACCACCCCCUCCCUGCCCUGCCUACCGGCCUGCUUCCGCGCGGAAGCCAUUCGGAGGUCGUCAACCCCACGCCUCCCGUCUUGUUUAGCGAUACCGACCUCUUUGCUGCUCGACUCCCCCGCCCGAGCUGUCCCGGCCCUGCACCGGGCGUACCCGCUCUUCCGCCCAUCCUGAACGUCACGGUCGGCCAGAAUCCCGCGCGGCCGGGAGCGACUCGGAAGCCAUCAUUCACUAUCCCUCUCCCCCUUCCAUCUCCUGUCUCACCUACCGGUACCGGUAUCGCUCCGAUCUUUGCCGGCGGGAUCGGGGGCGGGGGACACAGACCCUCGUUGGCCGUAGUGUACGGAGACGAGAAUGCGUCCCGCCGGUCCUCGUAUACCCGUACCCCGUACCCCAUCGACGAAGCUGCGGACUACAUGUCGGCCCUAUCGAUGGACAAUCGAAAGAUGCACCCUGCCGAUAAGGGCGAGCUGGAGGGGAGGAGCGGGGCGAUACAGUGGACGGAUCCCUGGGCGGCGAGUGCGGGGCCGGGCGCGAGUCGGGCGGGUGUGGGUGCAGAGGAGGGGAGGCCGUUGAGCGGUAGUAUAGAGGGAGGGGUCGAGGCGAUGGGGGAUGGAGGCGCAGGCGCAGGCGGGAAUGGAAGCGGGGAGGGCAAGGCGAAAGUCAAGGUCAAUUCGGUGGAUAUCGGACAGUGGGCAAGUGUGGGGAUGGAGCAGGCUUGGUCCGCGGAUUCGCAGAGCGCCGUGGAGGGGGACAGUCUGUUGACUGAGGCGUGA